Molecule: messenger RNA, 543 nt
Organism: Corythoichthys intestinalis (scribbled pipefish)
Lineage: Eukaryota; Metazoa; Chordata; Actinopteri; Syngnathiformes; Syngnathidae
Product: protein LDOC1-like
Exons: 2
Coding region: 1-543 (180 amino acids)
Source: RefSeq, a predicted model, not a curated record
AUGGACCAAGCAGACGGCGAGCCAGGACAGCACGCUAGCCCGCACGAUCGUGUUUUGCAUGAGAUUAUGUCGGCUAUAAGAGCCCUUACCGCUAAUAUGUGCUCUCUGGAGGCACGGGUGGAUCAGGUUUGCGCUUACCGUCCCGUUUCACCUGCGACCGCGGCGUCGACGCACGGUCCCCUCGCUGCGCCAUCUGCUCCGGUUGCCACUUCAUUGCGUGAGCCAAACAUUCCUCACCCGGCCCGCUAUGGUGGGGAACCUGGUUCGUGCGGCCAGUUUUUGCAUCAGUGUUCCCUGGUUUUUGACCAACAGCCCCUCACGUACUCCUCCGAUAGAUCCAGAGUCGCGUUCGUUAUGAGCCUCCUAACCGGUAAAGCGGCAGCGUGGUCCAUGGCGAUCAGCAAUCAGUACCCCGAGAUUCGGAACACCUUUCCUGGUUUCGUGGAGGAAAUGAGGAAGACUAUUCUGUCUCUUUCCGCAUCCUCGCUGCAGAGAGCGGCUUUGACGACGCGGCUUUAUGCAGUAUCUUCCGGAGGGGGCUAA